Messenger RNA from Drosophila albomicans, 3607 nucleotides. RefSeq names its product chromatin-remodeling complex ATPase chain Iswi (gene Iswi). The record is from RefSeq and is a predicted model, not a curated record. The transcript is spliced from 6 exons. Gene Ontology annotation, molecular function: ATP hydrolysis activity; histone binding; ATP-dependent chromatin remodeler activity. Bases 123 to 3191 code for a protein of 1022 amino acids. Gene Ontology annotation, cellular component: nucleus; chromatin. NCBI's taxonomy places the organism in Eukaryota, Metazoa, Arthropoda, Insecta, Diptera, Drosophilidae. Gene Ontology annotation, biological process: regulation of transcription by RNA polymerase II; nucleosome organization.
UCCCGCUGUCGGUACACUCACUCACACAGACGCAACAACGCACAACGCUCGUGUAAAAUAAUUUGGAAAACUCAAUAAUUUAUAAUUAAACCAACAAAAAGCAAUCUUGCGACAUUAUAAAUAUGUCGAAAGCUGAAACAGCUACAGUGGAAGCCACCGAGGAAAACUCGAAUGAGACUACCUCGGAGGCGGCAACCAGCUCCUCUGGAGAAAAGGAGGCCGAGUUUGAUAACAAAAUUGAAGCCGAUCGCAGCAAACGCUUUGAUUUUCUGCUAAAGCAAACAGAAAUUUUUACGCAUUUCAUGACAAACAGCACAAAGAGUCCCACGAAGCCAAAGGGACGCCCCAAGAAGAUCAAGGACAAAGACAAGGAUAAGGAUGUUGCUGAUCAUCGUCAUCGAAAAACUGAGCAGGAGGAGGACGAAGAGCUACUCGCCGAAGACUCCACGACGAAAGAGAUCAUUCGCUUUGAUGCAUCGCCAGCAUAUAUUAAGAGCGGCGAAAUGCGAGACUAUCAGAUUCGCGGCCUCAACUGGAUGAUCUCGCUUUAUGAAAACGGAAUCAACGGAAUUCUGGCUGAUGAAAUGGGUCUGGGUAAAACGCUGCAGACCAUCUCAUUGCUGGGCUACCUCAAGCACUUCAAAAAUCAGGCUGGUCCGCACAUUGUUAUUGUGCCCAAGUCAACGCUGCAGAAUUGGGUUAACGAGUUCAAGAAGUGGUGUCCCUCGCUGCACGCAGUUUGUCUCAUUGGUGACGCUGAUGCACGUACCACUUUUAUACGCGAUGUGCUGCUGCCCGGCGAGUGGGAUGUGUGCGUCACUUCAUACGAGAUGUGCAUUCGCGAAAAGUCCGUGUUUAAGAAGUUUAACUGGCGCUACAUGAUCAUCGAUGAGGCGCAUCGCAUCAAGAACGAAAAAUCCAAACUCUCGGAGAUAUUGCGUGAAUUCAAAACGGCAAAUCGUCUGCUUAUCACCGGAACGCCGCUGCAAAAUAAUUUGCAUGAAUUGUGGGCACUGCUUAACUUUUUGCUGCCCGAUGUAUUCAACUCUGCAGAGGACUUCGAUGAAUGGUUCAACACAAACACUUGCCUGGGGGAUGAUGCGCUUGUGACUCGUCUGCAUGCUGUGCUUAAACCUUUUCUGCUGCGUCGUUUAAAGGCCGAGGUGGAGAAGCGUCUUAAGCCCAAAAAGGAACUGAAAAUCUUUGUAGGCUUGUCCAGAAUGCAGCGCGAUUGGUACACCAAGGUGUUGCUUAAGGAUAUUGACAUCGUCAACGGAGCUGGCAAAGUGGAAAAGAUGCGAUUGCAGAACAUUUUGAUGCAGCUACGCAAGUGUACCAAUCAUCCAUAUCUGUUCGAUGGCGCCGAGCCGGGUCCACCAUACACAACUGAUACGCAUUUGGUGUUCAAUUCUGGCAAGAUGGCCAUUCUGGACAAAUUGUUGCCGAAGCUGCAGGAACAGGGAUCGCGUGUGCUAAUUUUCUCGCAGAUGACACGCAUGUUGGACAUAUUGGAGGAUUAUUGUCAUUGGCGUAAUUUUAAUUAUUGCCGCUUAGAUGGUCAGACGCCGCACGAGGAUCGUAAUCGUCAGAUCCAAGAGUAUAACAUGGAGAACAGCACGAAAUUUAUAUUCAUGUUAUCAACACGUGCUGGCGGUCUUGGCAUCAAUUUGGCGACCGCCGAUGUGGUCAUCAUUUAUGACUCUGACUGGAAUCCACAAAUGGAUCUGCAGGCUAUGGAUCGUGCCCAUCGUAUUGGCCAAAAGAAGCAAGUGCGAGUGUUCCGUUUGAUCACAGAAAGCACCGUCGAGGAGAAGAUCGUGGAGCGUGCCGAAGUGAAGUUGCGACUGGAUAAAAUGGUCAUUCAAGGCGGUCGUCUUGUUGACAAUCGUGCCCAGCUCAACAAGGACGAAAUGCUUAACAUUAUUCGCUUCGGCGCCAAUCAAGUCUUCAGCUCCAAGGAGACAGACAUCACUGACGAAGACAUCGAUGUUAUUCUCGAACGAGGCGAAGCGAAGACAGCUGAGCAAAAGGCACAUCUGGACAGCAUGGGCGAAAGUUCGUUGCGCACCUUCACCAUGGACACCAACGGCGAGGCUGGCACAUCUUCUGUCUACCAGUUCGAAGGCGAGGAUUGGCGUGAAAAGCAAAAACUAAAUGCUCUGGGCAACUGGAUUGAACCACCCAAGCGUGAACGCAAAGCUAAUUAUGCUGUAGAUGCUUAUUUCCGAGAGGCGCUACGCGUGUCUGAGCCAAAGGCUCCGAAAGCUCCGCGUCCACCGAAACAGCCAAUUGUUCAAGACUUUCAAUUCUUUCCGCCUCGCCUCUUUGAGCUGCUAGAUCAAGAGAUUUAUUACUUCCGCAAAACGGUCGGCUACAAGGUGCCCAAAAACACGGAGCUUGGCUCCGAGGCCAGCAAAGUACAGCGCGAGGAACAACGCAAAAUUGACGAAGCCGAGCCGCUGUCUGACGACGAGAUUGCCGAAAAAGAGACACUACUGUCACAAGGCUUCACCGCUUGGACUAAGCGAGAUUUUAAUCAGUUUAUCAAGGCCAACGAGAAAUAUGGACGCGACGAUAUUGAGAAUAUUGCAAAGGAUGUCGAGGGGAAGACACCCGAAGAGGUCAUCGAAUAUAAUGCGGUGUUCUGGGAACGCUGUACCGAACUGCAGGAUAUCGAACGCAUCAUGGGACAGAUUGAACGUGGAGAGGGCAAAAUUCAGCGAAGACUUUCAAUCAAAAAGGCUCUCGAUCAAAAGAUGUCACGCUAUCGAGCGCCAUUCCAUCAGCUGCGCCUGCAGUAUGGCAAUAAUAAGGGCAAAAAUUAUACAGAAAUCGAGGAUCGCUUCUUGGUCUGCAUGCUGCAUAAGCUGGGCUUUGACAAGGAGAAUGUAUACGAGGAGCUACGCGCCGCCAUACGUGCAUCGCCACAGUUCCGUUUUGAUUGGUUCAUAAAAUCGCGGACGGCGUUGGAGCUGCAGCGUCGUUGUAAUACGCUGAUCACUCUCAUUGAACGCGAGAAUCUCGAGCUGGAGGAGAAGGAGCGAGCCGAGAAGAAAAAGAAAACGCCCAAGACGUCUGGCAGUAGUAGCAGUACCAGCACUCCGGCCCCACCCCCGCAACCUAAAGCGAAUCAGAAACGCAAGAGCGAAGUGGUUGCCACCAGCUCAAAUGCUAAAAAGAAGAAGAAGUAAAGAGAUGCAAAUGAUUAAGAAGUGAACUCAUAAAGCAAAACAAUGACGUCGCGAAAGACGAGAAGAUAAUAAUAAUAAUGAGAUAUAAUUAAUAACACACUUUUCACAUGAGAUUCAGCUCCGUACAGCAUUAGUUGGUAUUCAAGCACAUAACACCUUCAAACUUUCACACACACACUCAGAAACACAGUUUAUAUAUUUAAUGAUCAAAUGUGUUUGUAGCUUUUAGUUCAUCCAGUUGCAUCUCAGUGGGGCGCAAUUAUCCAAACAAAAUCGAUUUAUUUUAUUGCAUACUAUUAUUAAUACUAUAUACUAAAUGCGCGCCGCUGUAUUCUAUUCCACUUAAUUGUACUUCGUUUUUAAGUUCCAAUAUUAUAUGUACCGUAUAUGUAUGAAAAGUAGUGCUACAAAACGAA